Messenger RNA from Lottia gigantea (owl limpet), 282 nucleotides. RefSeq lists its product as hypothetical. The transcript has a single exon. Lineage: Eukaryota; Metazoa; Mollusca; Gastropoda; Lottiidae. The record is from RefSeq and is a predicted model, not a curated record. The annotation marks the transcript as partial.
AACAAAAAUCCAGGAGGGUCAGCCAACACGAAUCCCUUUAAGUUAUCCAGAACAAAUCCAGACGGAUCAGCCAACACAAAUCCAGACGGGUUACCCAGCACAAAUCCAGAUGGGUCAGCCAAAACAAAUCCAGACGGGUUACUCAACACAAAUCCAGUCAGGUUACCCAGCACAAAUCCAGUCAGGUUACCCAGUACAAAUCCAGUCAGGUUACCCAGCACAAAUCCAGACGGAUCAGCCAACACAAAUCCAGACGGGUUACCCAGCAGAAAUCCAGUCAAG